GUCUAAAAAACAGGCACGUGUCGACGGCAGUGUAUAACCUUGCCGAGGUGUGUUGCUGCCUCUUUUGUCGCUUGGCAACACAGCAACGAAUGCCAGCUUAGCACAGCAGAUAUCAACAGUACCCACUUCACUCUACAGGAAGACUCUUGGCUCAUGAUGUGGAGGACCAUGAAAGGCAUCAGGUUUUGGAUAGCUAACGACGGACGUCUGUACCUGUGGCUACAACAGCUGGUGCCGGUGAGUGAGGCUCAGGCCGCGUGUCAGAGGAUUCCCGGAUUUCACCUUGGUGUUUACUCGACUCGAAGGUCCUUCUAUGUGAUCAAGAAUUUCUACGAGAAAGAUGGAACCGACGUGGCUGUCAACCUCAAUCUGGUCGACGGACAGCCAACCUGGGCCGACGGAACGAGCCACUACGACACUCACAUCUUCUCCAUCUACGGCAUCAUGUUGGGCAAAGACUCCUACUUCAAGCUCUCCGCAGGGGUCAUCCGAAACACCGCCGGGAGCGAGCUGGCGCGGGUCCUCUGCCAGCGGACCCUAUGA
Molecule: messenger RNA, 543 nt
Organism: Penaeus monodon (black tiger shrimp)
Lineage: Eukaryota; Metazoa; Arthropoda; Malacostraca; Decapoda; Penaeidae
Exons: 4
Coding region: 154-543 (129 amino acids)
Source: RefSeq, a predicted model, not a curated record